Penicillium hordei is the source of this 324-nucleotide messenger RNA. RefSeq lists its product as uncharacterized. Lineage: Eukaryota; Fungi; Ascomycota; Eurotiomycetes; Eurotiales; Aspergillaceae. The transcript has 2 exons. The record is from RefSeq and is a predicted model, not a curated record. Bases 1 to 324 code for a protein of 107 amino acids.
AUGGGAGAAGCGAAGAAGAGUGAAGUCAAGGAAGUCGCUGUCGCGUGUCCGGGAUCUUCUCACCGCCUUCGCGCUCAGUCCGCAACUCCGACAAUGUCCAAUCCAGACCUCAAGGCACUGGACAUUGAAUCAAGCUGGAAUCAAAUAAUCUGGACGAUUUCAGAUUGUUUCCUUCUCAUAACCACCAACCAAACACCCUCAACGAAGUCAUUGGACCAGACCCCCAUCUCUUCGAUCGGCAGUGGGAUCACGCCAACCCUUCGACCUGAGAAUUCAACAGUCAACACGAGACCCCCGAGAGCACUCUCCCAAUCGCAGAAGUAG